Molecule: messenger RNA, 678 nt
Organism: Cucurbitaria berberidis CBS 394.84
Lineage: Eukaryota; Fungi; Ascomycota; Dothideomycetes; Pleosporales; Cucurbitariaceae
Exons: 1
Coding region: 97-678 (193 amino acids)
Source: RefSeq, a predicted model, not a curated record
CAUGACUUCUCUCACUGUACGUAGUAUUUGCCAUAGAACACACAACUACACAUAGCUAUCCCUACAGUUCACGGAAUAUUCACCCACCAGCUUAUCAUGUCUCAAAGCAGGUACACGGCUUUUCAAAGGCACCUCCUCUUCUUCUCUACUCCUACGACUCCACCAAGACUCACCUUCCUAUCUGCCUUGCGAGCAGCCGUCUCACUAGGUCUCGAUUUCCCUGUGGCAGUAGUCCUGAGCUUCUCUUUGCGACUACUAUAUGCGCCAUUACCAUACAUAUGGUCGCCCAUCAUCGUUGACAAGAUCCCACAUUCAGCGCACCGCACCCAACUUACCUCUGCUUCUCUUUCCAAAGACAAAUCAGAGUACACCUGCUCGGAACUCCUCCAAUUACUCGGUUCUUCUGAAGCUGGACAUGGCCUGGUAAAGCGCUUAAUCGAUCAGGGUCAUAUCGUUGGUUUUUGGACUAUGACGGCUAAUGCGCGCACGCACACGGUCAGUAGGGAGGAUGUGCGGCGUUUUCAGCAAGGGGAGUGGGAAGUGCCGGUCGCCACGAGGAGGCAAGGACGGGAUGAUGUAAUACCGUUAUGGCGAGGCGGGCCGAUUUGGGCGGGAGGGCAUAGUUGGGCUAUGAAAAAGUUGAUCGGUGUGAGGGUAUACGAGGUCAAGCAGCAAUGA